CUCUCGCUCUCUCGCUCACUUUCUCGGCUUACAGUAUACACCUAUCUAUCUUCCAAAAGCAUCAGCAGUCUCUCCAUCAGUCUCCGCGAUACGAGCGCUACUACGGCGCAAAGCAUGGCAUCUCUGCGCCCAGAAAAACCGGUCUUCGCCGCAGCACACCUCUGCGUCUUUCUGUUGAUCGCCUCGGCCUGGAUGUCACUGCCGGGACCCGUGCGCGGUGACAGCGGGGCUUUAAACCGGCGCAGCGGGGAGGAUCGUACGUUUGACAUAGGUGGCGGAGACAGAGGCUCCCCGCCAGGCUUACCGACGGUCGGUAACGAGGAAGCUUUAGACGCGGAGAACUCACCCCGCUCCAGGAGAGCUCUGUCCCGGGAAAAACAAAUGUCCCUCCUCAGCAGCUCGUUUGUGCUCAAGGGGGAUGCGACCCACAACCAGGCGAUGGUCCAUUGGACAGGAGAGAACAGCAGCGUCAUCCUGAUCCUGACCAAGUACUACCACGCUGACUCCACCAAGGUGCUGGAGAGCUCGCUGUGGAGGUCUACCGACUAUGGCACGACCUACACCAAACUCAACCUGAUGCCAGGGACACCCAUCGUGGUGACCAGCUUCUACAUCUGCCCGACCAACAAGAAAAAGGUCGUGCUGGUAGGUUCAUCCAUAAAUGAAAGGGAUAAGAUGCUGUUUAUCAGCACGGACGAAGGUUCCUCCUUCCAGCGACAGUCCAUCUCCUUUACCCCGGACACGCUCAUUUUCCACCCCAAGGAAGAAGACAAGCUCGUGGCCUACUGCAAGGAGGGCAGGCUCUUUGCUUCCACAGACCUGGGCCGCAAGUGGACUUUGCUUCAGGAGCGGGUGACCAAGGACAGAGUCUUCUGGUCAGUAUCUGGUGUGGAUGUGGACCCUGAUCUGGUGCACAUGGAAAUGCAAGAUACGAGUGGAGGUUACCUGUACGUUACCUGCCUCAUCCAGAACUGUUCGGAUAAAAUGGUGACUGCUCAAUUCCUCGGCAAAAUCGACCACAACUCCCUGCUGGUGCAGGACGACUACAUAUUUGUCAAGGUGACCACAGGGAAUCGCACCAGGCACUAUGUGUCCUAUCGGCGGAACGAGUUUGUCCAGAUGAGGUUUCCCAAGUACGCUUUGCCAAAGGAUGUUCAGAUAGUGAGUACGGACGAGAACCAGGUCUUCCUGGCCCUCCAGGAGUGGUACCAGUCAGACACAUAUAACCUGUACCAGUCGGACUCCCAGGGUGUCUACUAUUCCAUCGUCCUGGAAAAUGUUCGCAGCACCAAGCAGCCAGAGGAGAAUGUCCUCAUCGACGUUCUUGAGGUACGUGGAAUUAAAGGAGUCUUCUUGGCCAAUCAGAAGAUCGAUGGCAAGGUUACAACUCUCAUCACCUAUAACAAAGGACGAGACUGGGAACCCUUGGCCCCACCCACUAUUGACAUGAAUGGCAAGCCAAUCAGCUGCAAGGCGCCCGACUGUCACCUCCACCUCCACCUGCGCUGGGCGGACAACCCCUAUGUGUCUGGGACUGUCCACACCAAAGACUCUGCUCCAGGUCUCAUCAUGGGUGCUGGUAACCUUGGUUCCAAGCUAGUGGAGUAUAAGGAAGAGAUGUACAUCACUUCAGACUGCGGGAAGACGUGGAGACAGGUUUUCGAGGAGGAGCAUCACAUCCUGUACCUGGACCAUGGUGGGGUCAUUGUUGCCAUCAAGGACACCUCUAUUCCCCUCAAGAUCCUCAAGUUUAGUAUCGAUGAAGGAAGGACGUGGACCAUUCACAACUUCACCAGCACCUCUGUGUUUGUCGAUGGACUCCUGAGCGAGCCAGGAGACGAGACCCUGGUUAUGACUGUCUUUGGCCACAUCAGCUACAGGUCAGACUGGGAGCUGGUCAAAGUGGACUUCAGGCAGUCUUUCCCCCGUCAGUGUACUGAGGCUGACUACGACUCCUGGCAGCUCACAGACCUGCAGGGACAGAAGUGCAUUAUGGGCCAGGAGCGAAGUUUCAGGAAAAGGAAGGACACAGCAUUCUGCAUCAAAGGAAAAAGUUACACCUCAGCCCUCACCACCAAACCCUGUCACUGCACCGAGAAAGACUUCAACUGUGACUAUGGUUUUGAAAGGUCCCACAUGGAGGGCAAUCGCUGCUUCGCUGACUUCUGGCACGAUCCCGAUUCACCACCCGAAGACUGCCACCGAGGGCAAACCUACGAGUCCAGCACUGGUUACAGGAAGGUGAUAUCUAACCUGUGUGAAGGGGGGCUAAACAAGCAGCAGAGCGGCAAACAGCACAAUUGCCCCCUGCUGCCCCCUAAAGGGUUACAGGUCGGCAUCAAAGGGCAGAUGUUGGCCGUGGCGCCUGGUGAUGACAUCACAUUCAUUAUCCACCAGGAACAGGGCGACACUAGCAGCACCAAGUACCAGGUGGACCUCGGCGAUGGGGUUCGAGCCAUCUACCAGAACCUGACGGUGACAGAUGAACCCAUUCAGCAUCGCUACGAAAAUCCGGGCGUAUACAAGGUCACGGUGAAGGCCGAGAACAUGGCAGGACACGACGAGGCCACCAUGUACAUCCAGGUCACAGCCCCUCUACAGGAAGUGCACCUGGAAGUGGUUCCCAUUGCUGGGAGAAACCAUGACGUUAAUCUGACAGCUAUAGUUCUUCCCACUGAGGCCAACCUGACCGUCUUCUACUGGUGGAUAGGAGACAACCUGCGGCCUUCGCUGACUCUGCAGAACAACCUUCUGACUCGUUUCCCUGAGACGGGAGAAGUUUCAGUCACCGUCCAGGUUUCUAACGGACGAUCCAUGGUGCAGGAUACCAGGAUAGUCCGAGUCUACGAUAACUUCCAGGUCAUCCCUCUGAGCUUCAGCCCACACCUGGACCGCUUCAACCCAAACAUCCCGGAGUGGAGAGAGGACAUUGGCCAGGUGGUCAACAAAAUACUUGCUAAGAUCACAGGUGUCCCUCAGGAGUCCCUGGUCACGGUGGUGAAGCCGGGCCUCCCGACCACUGCUGACCUGUACGUCCUCCCGCUCGACAGCCAACCUGCCAAGAGGAGCGUGUUUGUUGAUAAGCGUAUUCCGGCCAUCAUGCAGGCCUUCAACGACAAUAAUGUCAGCUUCGUGGUGCGAGGAGGUCUACAAGUGCUGGUGAUGCUGGCUGACCCUAACGCAGGUCAAGGUCUAAUUUCUAACGACUCAACAGCUGCAGCAGCAGAGACUGGCUACCAUGGAGCUGCUGGUGGUCCAGGUGUUUGGGCUCUAGCGGUCAUUUUCCUAAUCAGCAUCAUCGCCACUGGCUCCUUCAUCCUCUACAAGUUCAAAAGUCCUUGGCUUAGGACUGAGGAUGCCUAUCCCCCGCUGUUUUUCAGGAAGCUUCCGGGCAGUCGCAACGUCUACGCCCAGAUGCACAACGAGAAGGAGCAGGAGAUGACCAGCCCCGUCAACCACAGCGAGGACACCCAGCACAUCAUCCAGGGCGAGGAGUUCAUUGACGACGACCUGGACUCGCAGACUCUAGGUAACGCAGGAGGUAGCCCCGCCUUCCGUUCCCUUAUAAGGACUACCACUAACCACUGCUACUAAAACCCAAGCCACUAACACCAGCAGCUAACACACACCAAGGCAACCAUUCAGGUGUGGUCCUGAGCAUCAACUCCAGAGAACUACACAGUUACCUGACCAGCUGAUGGCUGCCUUGGCAACGCUAUCGAGCUAGUCUAGCCUAGCCUAGCCUAGCCGGCUAACGAGCACAGGGACUCCACUCUGCCUUCCUCCUUCUCCUUUUCCUUCUCCUCUUCCUCGAACACUUCACCUCCACUCCAUGGCCUCCUCAACUCUUCAGCUCCAGCUCUGGUGUGGGAUUUGUUAUUGUUUUUUUGUUUUGUGGGUGGAGGGGAUCUUUUCCUGCUAGGGGACGGGAGGCACUCUGCUUUACCUAAUGUAUUUGACAUCGCUGCGAACCCCCAUCCCCUCUUCACUUCGUCCACCGGCCCUGGAGACCUGCACUGACCCUCCCCCCACUCCCGGUGAGGAUGGAGGACACUCACCCGUCUGUGUGUUGAAAACAAAAUCUGUCUGUAUGUUGUCUGUCACUUGUAGACGCUCACAAUCAGCAAGCAUGACUCAGUGCACUGGUCUCCAGUGACAGUCACGGUCAGAGAGGGUUGAACCAUCCAUGUAUCCACUGAAGGUAGUUAGUGGCCAAAGACCGGUGUGCUGAGAUGAUUUCCAAGCACUAAGGGAAGUGUGCAUUAUGCUAGUGAAGUCCAUUUAAAGACAAAUAUAUUUUUACUCUUCCCCCCGCUUGUUUUAUUCACUCUGUUUCCUACAAUUACAAGACACUCUCUUCACAGGCAAUAAUAUUAUCUCAAUGGAAUGUAGGAUAUGAUAAACCCUCGUGAAUUUGCAUAUGACAAGUGUACGCAUGCAACCACAAGAGGGCAGUGUUGCACUUUCUUAAAUUCCCACUCACAGGUACUUGGGAGCUCAGAUUCUUUGGAAAAUACUGUAUGUUCACACAGCAUUGUUCAUUUUAUAAAAGCCCGCUCCAUUCAUAUCCUUGUAUUCUUGUUUAUAACUCACACAUUUACAGACGUUUGUCGAGUGGUGUUUAGAAUCAGCACCACCUUUUGUAGGAGUUCAUCGUCUGUCCCAUGGUGCCUAAAACAGCAGAUGUGAAUCUGCUCAGUGACAUUAACUGUCGUGGAGUUUAUUUGUUUCUAAUAACAGUACGCCCCUUCGUCCUCGUCCUCCUCCUCCUCACCCCCACUCUUUCUGGGUGAGGGGUCAAAGCGAACUCGUUCCCCAUGGAGACAAAGCUCGGCGUCAUGGUGGGAAGGUGUAGUUGAUAUGUUUUACUGUAUCAGCCUAUAUUAGGCGUAGCCCGCGGUGGAAUCAUGUCUCCUUAAAGGUUUGGUUUGUUGUAUGUAAAUGUGUAAAUAUGAACAAUCUCCACUUUGUACAUAUUCCCUUUGACAUGUGUGUGUGUGUGUGUGUGUGUGAGUGUUUUACACUACUACCAAAAUACACAGCAAUUCUCUUUCCGGAGCGACCUUCACUGAGUUUCCUGAAAAAUCUUUUUUCUAGUUUCUGCAACGACAUUGCCUGCUUCACAUGUAUCCAUCUUCAAUACUCUCAGUGUAAUCUCAUUUUAUGGCCUCCAUUGUUAACUGGAAAGAAUUUCAUCGUCUUCUAAAGAUACUCACAGCUACACAGUGAUGACUAUGUAUGUGGAUAUUUUUGACACACUUUUCUCUCACUACGUGUGAACACUGGUUAUUGUUUCGGUCGCCUCUUUGUUAGUUUGAUUGCACUAAUGAUGUAAGCAGUGGGGACAAAACACACGGGACAGCAGCUGAACAAGUCUACAGACUGGAUCAAAUGGAUGAAAGGCCUUUAUUGACAACCAAUGCUACCAUUACACUUGGUUAGUCUUGUGUUUGAUACCAACAGCAGACCAUAUUCAUUCAUUCUAAUUUAGACCUUAAUUCAUCUUUUGUACAUAUUCUGCUCAUGUUCAAUUUGUUCUUAGUUUUUCUAGUGAUGUGUCGUCAUUGUAUCACUCUCGCCUUUAACAAAGGGGGGAAUUGUGAUAUUCCAAUAUAAUAGUGAAGAAGUUUCACAGCUAAUGGCACCGACCAUGUAAUUUUGAACACACUGUUUUUCUUUUAUUCUUUUUCUCUUUCUGAUGAUUUGUUUGAUCUAUUGAUUUUGCUAUUAAAAAAAAUUGUGUGUCCUCACCAGGAAGCGUAGUUCACUCAACCUGCAUCCUGGAAUAAACCACUCCCAUAACUUGUA
Molecule: messenger RNA, 5808 nt
Organism: Micropterus salmoides (largemouth bass)
Lineage: Eukaryota; Metazoa; Chordata; Actinopteri; Centrarchiformes; Centrarchidae
Gene: sorcs2
Product: sortilin-related VPS10 domain containing receptor 2
Exons: 28
Coding region: 115-3594 (1159 amino acids)
Cellular component (GO): membrane
Molecular function (GO): protein binding
Source: RefSeq, a predicted model, not a curated record